GGCUCCCCGCAGACAAUGGACGAGCACCCAGGAGCCGGAGGAGGCGGUGGGAUGGCGGCCGCCCCGAGACCGCAGCAGCCGCCGCCGCAGGCGGGUGGGAACAUGAACCUGCAGUCGGGUGGGGGCUGCGUGGGGGUCGGAGCCGGCGGAGGAGGAGGGCAGCAGCCGCAGCCCCAGGGCCCCGCGGCCCCGGCCGGUCAGGAGGCGGCGGGCCCCGCCGAGCUGUCCCGGCCCCAGCACUACACCAUCCCGGGGAUCCUGCACUACAUCCAGCACGAGUGGGCUCGCUUCGAGAUGGAGAGGGCGCACUGGGAGGUGGAGCGGGCCGAGCUCCAGGCUCGGAUAGCGUUUUUACAAGGGGAAAGAAAGGGCCAAGAAAAUUUGAAGAAAGAUUUAGUGAGAAGAAUAAAAAUGUUGGAAUAUGCAUUAAAACAAGAAAGGGCAAAAUAUCAUAAAUUAAAAUAUGGCACAGAAUUGAACCAAGGUGACUUGAAAAUGCCAACUUUUGAAUCAGAAGAUACCAAAGAUACAGAGGUUCCUGCAGUACCUCAGAAUAGCCAAUUGACCUGGAAGCAAGGCAGACAGUUACUGCGACAGUAUCUUCAGGAAGUAGGUUAUACAGAUACAAUAUUGGAUGUACGCUCCCAGCGGGUAAGGUCUUUGCUUGGGCUCUCCAAUUCAGAACCAAAUGGUUCAGUAGAGACAAAGAACUUAGAACAGAUCCUGAAUGGGGGUGAAUCUCCUUCGUCAAAACAAAAGGGACAGGAAAUCAAAAGGAAUUCUGGUGAUGUUCUUGAAACAUUCAAUUUCUUAGAAAAUGCAGAUGAUAGUGAUGAAGAAGAGGAGAAUGACAUGAUAGAAGAUAUUGCAGAAGGAAAAGAAAAGCAUCGGAUAAAUAAGAAACACAAAAUUGGUAAUGAAGGUUUAGCUGCUGACCUUACAGAUGACCCUGAUACUGAAGAAGCUUUGAAAGAAUUUGACUUUUUAGUGACAGCUGAAGAUGGUGAGGGAGCUGGCGAAGCUCGAAGUUCAGGAGAUGGAACAGAGUGGGACAAAGAUGACCUGUCCCCAACUGCUGAGGUUUGGGAUGUAGACCAGGGACUAAUAAGUAAACUGAAGGAACAGUACAAGAAGGAACGAAAGGGGAAGAAAGGGGUAAAGAGAGUCAACAGGACAAAACUUCACGACAUGAUAGCUGAUCUGGGCGAUGAUGAGAUACCCCACAUCCCUUCAGGAAUCAUUAAUCAAUCUAGGUCACCCUCUUCUAGAAUGACUGAUCAUGAAGGUGCAAGAGCAGAGGAAGCUGAGCCAAUAACGUUUCCACCUGGAGGAGGCAAGUCAUUUAUUAUGGGUUCUGAUGAUGUGUUGUUAAGUGUACUGGGCCUUGGAGACCUUGCAGACUUGACAGUAACAAAUGAUGCAGACUAUAGUUAUGAUUUGCCAGCUAAUAAAGAUGCCUUCCGAAAGACAUGGAACCCUAAGUAUACGCUACGCAGUCAUUUUGAUGGAGUGCGGGCAUUAGCUUUUCAUCCUGUAGAGCCUGUGCUGGUUACAGCCUCUGAGGACCAUACUCUAAAACUCUGGAAUUUGCAGAAAACGGUUCCUGCCAAAAAGAGUGCCUCUUUAGAUGUAGAACCCAUCUACACAUUUAGGGCCCACAUUGGACCGGUAUUGUCAUUGGCAAUUAGUUCCAAUGGAGAACAGUGUUUCAGUGGUGGUAUUGAUGCAACCAUCCAGUGGUGGAACAUGCCUAGCCCUAGUGUGGAUCCAUAUGAUACCUAUGAGCCAAACGUUCUAGCUGGCACAUUAAUUGCUCACACAGAUGCAGUCUGGGGUCUUGCUUACAGUGGUGUAAAGAAUCACUUACUCUCUUGUUCAGCAGAUGGCACUAUUAGGUUAUGGAACCCACCGGAAAAAAAUCCCUGUAUUUGCACUUACAAUGGAGAGAAAGAGCAUGGAAUACCCACAUCAGUCGACUUUAUAGGUUGUGACCCUGCUCAUAUGGUGGCAUCUUUUAACACUGGCAGCACAGUCAUCUAUGAUUUAGAAACAUCCCAGUCAGUGGUAAUGUUUUCAUCACAAGUAGAAUCUGGUGUACAAUCAAAUAAUCAUAUUAACAAGGUAGUAAGUCAUCCCACACUUCCUGUAACUAUUACAGCACAUGAAGAUAGACACAUCAAAUUUUUUGACAACAAAACGGGUAAAAUGAUCCAUUCUAUGGUUGCUCACUUGGAUGCUGUCACAAGCCUAGCUGUAGAUCCUAAUGGAAUCUAUUUAAUGUCUGGAAGCCAUGAUUGUUCCAUUAGGUUGUGGAAUUUGGACAGCAAGACAUGUGUGCAAGAAAUAACAGCUCAUAGGAAAAAGCUGGAUGAAUCAAUUUAUGAUGUAGCAUUUCAUCCAUCAAAAGCAUAUAUUGCCAGUGCAGGAGCUGAUGCCCUUGCCAAAGUAUUUGUGUGACAUAGCAGAACAAACCUGCAUCAUAACAGCAGGUCUGUUUGGACAAAAAAGAGGGAAUGCGUCACUGCCAUCAAUUAUAAGGUUACCAAUAAGACACUACAUCUGAUCUGCCUGGGUGAAGGCUCUUAAGUGGGGCAGGUAGAAGUUGGUGAAAAGUCACCACAUCCUGAACAAUGUCAGGCUCAUUCAUUUAACUGUAAUUACUGUAUUUGGGGGGGUGGGGACAAAUACAAAAAAGAAAACCAGUAUUUGUAGCCUUGACUGGAUAUGAACUGAGCGUAUGUCUGUUCUUUAGGUGUCUUUAAGCAAACGUGGAGUCUGAUCUUACAAAAGACUUUUAUUUUGGACUCUGUGUGCUGCCUUAGGGUUAGGAAUGUGGUGCUCUUGUGGGGGGAAGUGAGCUCCAAGAGUAGCUUUCUUUUCAUCUCUUAGUAAUCUUCUGUUUAUCAGUUGAAUGCCACAGAUUCCCCUUUUAAACUUUUAUUUUGCUUUAAAGAAAAGGAAAUUUAACUUAAAAUAUUUUAGCAUUAGUUGCACAAAAUGUUUGGAUAAAAUUCUAGUUUUUAUAAGUCUUUUUAUAUAUUUAGCCUGUCACAACAGUGCUCAAGAUUGUAUUGAUAAUGUUUUUCUGCAUUAUAGAACCCUAAAACACAGAGAUCUCACUGACCCGCUGCCGUGUAACCACAAUCUUCCCUUCUUUUGCCUAAUACAGCUCAGCUAAGUCCUUGCUUAAGGAUGCUAAUUCAUCAUCAUCGCAUAACUGUCUUCAUAAAUAAAGGACUGUAAAAUGUGUUCAAAUGAAACACAGAGGGGUUAACACCCCUAAAUGAACUCUUAAAAAAAUUAAUCUUGGCAUCCUAUCACUAUGUGAUAUUUUGUACAUCUUACUGUAUUUACGAAUUUAUUUAUCAAGGAUUACCCAUCUUGCUAAUGGCCUAUUGUUAUUUAUUUCACUUUUUGUUGGUCUUUAUAUCCUUUUAUGUAGUGUGUUAAAGGGCCCUGUAUAUCUGUUAUGACACUCUUUGAACAGUCUAAAAUAGAUGAGAAAAUGGGACAUUUGAUAAUUCUGAAGUUGCAAACCAAGAAAUUCUUUUUCCUCUGGUUACAAGUACCUGGAGUGGAGUUGAUUCCAAAAAAACAAUCUUGUUUCAGAACCUUUGGAGUGAAAAUUAUUUUUAUUUGCAUUUCAAAUAGAAUACAAAAGUAGUUAAUUCAAGAUUCAUAAAUCUGCUGUGUUUUGACUAGUUACUCCCUGCUUUUAUUUUAUUUUUCAGAAGUGCUUCAGUUUAUGGUGUAACUAAAAAUUUUGUUUGUGUAAUGCAUGAUUAAUACAAAAAAGUAUUUUUUCUAGUCUUCCACAAAACUUUUCUGAUCAGUUUGCGAGUUUUGAUGAGUUUUGUAAGGUUUCUGUUUUACAAACUAUGAAUCAGCAAAUUUUUAAGAUUGUACCGCAUAGCAAAAGUACAGCUGUUGAAAAAUAAUGUAUAUAAAAUGCAUAUAAUAAAUAUUAAAUGGUGUACCUGUA
Molecule: messenger RNA, 3982 nt
Organism: Melospiza melodia melodia
Lineage: Eukaryota; Metazoa; Chordata; Aves; Passeriformes; Passerellidae
Gene: STRN3
Product: striatin 3
Exons: 18
Coding region: 16-2457 (813 amino acids)
Cellular component (GO): dendrite
Molecular function (GO): protein phosphatase 2A binding; calmodulin binding; protein-containing complex binding
Source: RefSeq, a predicted model, not a curated record